Molecule: messenger RNA, 3259 nt
Organism: Lates calcarifer (barramundi perch)
Lineage: Eukaryota; Metazoa; Chordata; Actinopteri; Centropomidae
Product: carcinoembryonic antigen-related cell adhesion molecule 5
Exons: 14
Coding region: 100-2910 (936 amino acids)
Source: RefSeq, a predicted model, not a curated record
UUGUACCAGGUGCUCCAUGGUCCCUCCCCCCAGAUACACUUAUUUACUGUACCAAGAUCUGAGAAAACACUUUAUACGUGCCUGGAGGCUGCAGUCAAUAUGGAAACAUCUGUGGUACUGCUGAUCAUCCUGGGAGCCAUCUCAGGUGUGAGCCAUGGAGCUGGUGUGCUACCAGACAGUCUGACUGCAGUUGUUGGAGGGACGGUGAUAUUCACCACAACAAUGGUUCCACCAGAAACACCGUUCCUGAUUGUCACCUGGGGUUUUUCAGAUAUCCAUGGCAACAGUUUUAAUCUAAUAACCUCAAGUACUGUAAACAUAACUGGACCAGGAUAUACAGAUAGGAUCACCCUUUUCACAUCUACUGGAUCUCUGGAACUCAGAAAUCUGGUUAUCAGUGACAACGGAGAAUACACAGUGACCAUUAUAACAAAUGAUGGAAAACCACAAAGAGGAACCUGCAGACUGGUAUUACAUGUGCCAGUAUCCAACAUAAUAGUUACUGCCAGCAGUACAGACUUGGUUGAGUCCACCACCUCUGUUCGCCUGUCCUGCUCCUCCUCUGGAUCCUCCCUCUCUUUCCUCUGGCUGAACGGCAGCUCUGAGGUUACAGCCAGUGACAGAGUUCAGCUCACUGAUGGAGGCUCCACCCUCACCAUAGUCAAUGUGACUCGCUAUGACCAGGGACCAUUCAGGUGUCAUGUGUUCAGUCCUGUCAAUAAUGGCACCAGUGACCCAGUGAAACUCUCCAUCAGCUAUGGCCCAGAAAACACAGCUUUAACACUAUCUCCAUCACAAGAAUAUCAUGGGGAAGGGUCAAACGUCAUCCUGUCCUGCUCAGCUGUCUCCAGACCUGCUGCAAAUUUUCAGUGGUUUCUGAAUGGAGUCAAGCUUCCUGAUAGAAGACCAGAGCUCAGACUGAUGAACAUUCAGAUGAGUCAGAGUGGGAACUACAGCUGUCAGGCCUUUAACAACAAAACUAUGAGAAUUCAAACAUCUCAGCCCUUACCUCUGUCUGUGCUAAUGCCAGUAUCCAAUACAAAGGUAAAUGCCAGUACCACAGAAAUGCUGGAGUCCACCAGCUCUGUCAGUCUGUCCUGCUCCUCCGCUGGAUCCUCCCUCUCUUUCCUCUGGCUGAACGGCAGCUCUGAGGUUACAGCCAGUGACAGAAUUCAGCUCACUGAUAGAAACACAACUCUCACUAUAUACAACGUGACCCGCCAUGACCAGGGACCAUUCAGGUGUCGUGUUUUCAAUCCUGUCAGUGAUGUCACCAGUGAACCAGUAAACCUCAUCAUCAUCUUUGGCCCAGAAGAUAUUAAUCUGAUAGUGUCUCCAUUACAAGAGUACUACGACGAAGGGUCAGACAUCAGCCUGAUGUGCUCAGUUCUCUCCAGUCCUGCUGCCUGGUUUCAGUGGUUUCUGAAUGGAGACAAGCUUCCUCAUACAGGACCAGAGCUCAGACUGAUGAACAUUCAGAUGAGUCAGAGUGGGAACUACAGCUGCCAGGCCUUUAACAACAUAACUAUGAGAAAUCAAACAUCUCAGCCUGCAGGUUUAACUGUUCUGAAAACACAUGUGUCCAAUGUGGUGAUAACCCCCAACACUACAGACUUGUCAGAGUUCAACAGCUCUGUCAGCCUGUCCUGCUCCUCCUCUGGAUCUUUCCCCUCUUUCCUCUGGCUGAACGGCAGCUCUGAGGUUACAGCCAGUGACAGAGUUCAGCUCACUGAUGGAGGCUCCACUCUUAUUAUAAUUAAUGUGAACCGCUAUGACCAGGGACCAUUCAGGUGCCAUGUGUUCAACAAUUUCAGCAGUUACACCAGUGAUCCAGUGAAGCUCUCCAUCAACUUCGGCCCAGAAAAUACUAAUUUGAAGCGGCUUCCAUCACAACAAUACUAUGAAGAAGGAUCAAAUUUAAACAUGAUCUGCUCAGCUGUCUCCAGGCCUGUUGCUCUGUAUUACUGGUUUCUGAAUGGAGACAAGCUUCCUGAUACAGGACAAGAACUCAGACUGAUGAACCUUCAGGAGAGUCAGAGUGGAAACUACAGCUGUCAGGCCUUCAACAACAAAACUCUGAGAUAUGAAACAUCUCAGCCUACAGCUGUGUCUGUACUUGUACCAGUUUUCAAUGUGGUGGUGACUUCAAACAUCACAGAGAUGUUGGAGUUCAGCAGCUCUGUCAGUCUGUCCUGCUCUGCCUCUGGAUCCUCCCUCUCUUUCCUCUGGCUGAACAGCAGCUCUGAGGUUACAGCCAGUGACAGAGUUCAGCUCACUAAUGGAGGCUCCAGUCUUACCAUACACAACAUGACCCGCUAUGACCAGGGACCAUUCAGAUGCAACGUGUCGAAUGGUGUCAGUCAUGGAAUCAGCCAGUCAGUGAAUCUCAUCAUCCAGUAUGGACCUGACAGCACCACCAUUGUAGGACCCAAAUCUGUACGUGUUGGAGAUCUGACAAUGCUCUACUGCUCCACUAUGUCUGUUCCAUCAGCAAAAAUCACCUGGCUGUUUAAAGGAAAGCCAGCUAAUGUCUAUGAGGCUGUGUACGUCAUACAGUCGAGCAGCAGCUCUGACAGUGGGAUGUACUCCUGCACUGCUGAGAAUACUGUCACAGGGCUGAGUCAGACAGCACAACAUGAGUUAACUGUCAAAGAUCUCUCAGAAUGUGACUGCCCAGCUGCUGGUACAAGAGCCAUUAUAUUAACAGCUAUAUGCUGUGUCCUUAUUGCAUUAGCAAGUGGAAUAAUUAUGCUCUGUCUGAAAAGGAUGAAAAGAUGUGGCAACAACAAUUAUCCAGCACAUCGAAAAGAAAAAUUAAGUGUAAAGCAAAGGAGUUCAGAUGUGUAUAAGACCAAAGGAUCAUUAGGUGAGGACUUGUAUUCUCUUCCUAUGAAGCAAAGUAAAGUGUGAAACUACACACAAGAGGAUUUCCACAUGUUCCUUGAUCAGCAGUCUCAAAGGAAAACAUCAGUGUUACUGUUUGUUUGUUUUUUCAAUUUAUUUAUUCAACUCAACCAUUUUCUGCCUCUUUUACAUUACAAUUCACUGUGCUGAGUUUGAUGUUAGGUGAAUUGUAAUGACUAUUCAUGGUUUUGCAAGAAUGAUUUCAAAGUUAAAACUUGUGUAUUGGUAAUAUAUUACAAAAAAACUGUCAAUACUGUAAUUGAUUUUCAUUAUUAAUUUAUUAAUUCUCUAUUCAUUUAUAGAGAUCUUUAAAAUGUAGAGAUGGAAAAUUUCUUUUAUUAAUAAACAUCUUAAG